Molecule: messenger RNA, 1504 nt
Organism: Rhodotorula graminis WP1
Lineage: Eukaryota; Fungi; Basidiomycota; Microbotryomycetes; Sporidiobolales; Sporidiobolaceae
Exons: 5
Coding region: 1-1458 (485 amino acids)
Biological process (GO): regulation of DNA-templated transcription
Cellular component (GO): nucleus
Molecular function (GO): DNA-binding transcription factor activity, RNA polymerase II-specific; zinc ion binding
Source: RefSeq, a predicted model, not a curated record
AUGGCCACGAGCACACCUCGCCUCGGUCGCAAGAUCAACCGCCCGACCGGCGCCCUGCGCACGCCUGCCUGCGCCCCUUGUGCUCAACGCCGUGUCAGGUGUGACGGCGGCAGCCCGUGCCAGGCGUGCUUGCGUCUCGCGGCGUGGAAGGGCAGGCCUGCUCCCGCGGCGUGCGACUACGACGGCCUCGUCCCGGCUCGCAAGAACGGCCCUCUACCGCCAGCACUCGCCGCCUACAGCAACACUGAAGCCUCGACCUCGACCGCCGUCCCGUCUGCCCAGCCUCCUCCUCCACCAGCUCGCCCACCCCCACUCAAGGAGCGCCCCACCACCUCGACCUCGGCAACGGGCAAGAAGUGCAGGAGGAGCCGAGGGCCGGCACUCCAAAAGGGCCUCGCCUGUCUCGCCUGCAAAUCGCGCAGGAUCCGGUGCGACGGCUCGAAGCCGGCGUGCGGCGCGUGCGUGCGUCGCCAGCUGCGCAGCGGCGACGAGCUCGAGUGCGUGUACCGCGCCGACCUGUUUCGGCUGGCGCAGGAGCCCGGGCAGGCGGGAGGAGGCGGGCUCGAGGUCGAGACGCCGAGGCCCGAGCAGGAGGUCGGCGUCGACGCGAGGGCAGUCGUCGAGGAGGACGAGCGAGAAUACGGCAUGGACUUGGUCGUCGACGAGAUGAUGCCACCGCCUCCUCCCCCAUCCUCCACGUUCACCCACUCGCCAUUGUCCCUCCUGCCGAGCAUCCUCCCCGCCCUACCGCCCCUGCCGAGCACCUCGUCUCCCUCGACUGCCGCCGCCGCCGCCGCCGCACCGACCUCGUUCCCGCCGUACCCUCUCGAAUCCUUCGACGCCCCGAGCUACUUCACCUCGUUCCCGCCGCGCUCGUCGUCCCUCUCGUCGACCGCGUCCACGUCGACCUUUACCCCGACCGCGACCCCGACCCCGUCCGACCUCGACCUCGACGAGCUCCUCUCGUCGUGCUCGUCGUGGCCCUCGUCGCCUCGCACGCCCCUCUUCGACCCGCACGCGUUCGCGACCCUCCUCCGCCGCGACAACUACCCGCCUGUCCCAUACCCUCCUCCUCCUCCCCCUUCUGCCCUGCCCGUCUCCACGACGACCACGGCGGCGGCCCUCGGCGCCGCACCCGGCAUCAACCCGCACUGGACCGACGCCGCAUGCGCGCUCAGCAGCGUCCCCGCGCUCGAGCUCGGCGCGCUCGCGCUCUACUCGUGGGCCGACGUCGAGCCACUCACGGCGAGGCCGGGCGGCGGCGACGACCGCGAGGGCGGCGAGCUGGGGGCGCCGGGCGACCUCGUCGUUGGCGGGUGCGGCGGCGGCGGCGGCGGCGGUGGGUGCGAGGCGCAGGGCGAGGCGUAUGGCGAGGUCGGCGACGUCAUGUUGACGCUCCCGAUCGAGCCCGUCUUUGCGAGCGAGUGGAGCGGGACGGGAGGCGGAGCGGCUCGCUGAGAAGGGAGGGGCCUGAGCGCCGGCCGCAAACUUCUUUUGUCUCGUC